AACUUCACGUCGUGAAGUCAACAGUUAGUCAUCGUUUGCAUUUGUUCAUUUUUGUUGCGGAUAAAUAAUUAUUCAAGUUAAAUCCAACACGAUGAAGAUAGCUAUUUUUGGCGAUUUGAAUGUAUUCGAACUGGCCAUUCUGAGCAGUUUGAUGCCAUCUGUAUUCAUCUAUUUGUGGACAUUGAUAACCGGUGACAUUAAGAACUUUGAGGACAGCAAGCGAGCUUAUUCGGUGUACACUGCGAAGGACCCAAUUAAUUGUUAUCAAAACUAUGUAGAACCAAAAAAGGAUUCAUAAAUGUAGUAACGAUAAGAUAAGAUAUUUGUUAAGGUUCUAAGAACAUACAUAUGUAUGUGUGUAUGUACAUAUAAUUUGUAUUAAAUAUCCACUUGCAUAUCUGAACAACAAACACCUGUUAAUUAUAAUUAUAAAUCAUCCUGCCUAA
Molecule: messenger RNA, 446 nt
Organism: Drosophila albomicans
Lineage: Eukaryota; Metazoa; Arthropoda; Insecta; Diptera; Drosophilidae
Exons: 2
Coding region: 92-298 (68 amino acids)
Source: RefSeq, a predicted model, not a curated record